UUAGGUUCAGUCAAUCUCAAGUUGGUCUGUGAUAGAGUAUAAACAAUCUGUGGUGAAAAUUUGUAUUAUACGCUCUUUCGAAAGAAUAUUUGCGAAUUUUUAAAACUGAGUCUGAGUGGUGUUAUAUCUUCCGAUUGCUGAAUUGGUGAUGUUCGUAGUCCUUGUCCUGACGAAUUCUGAUCCUGACCUCUUCAAUUUUUGGAUAACUGGUAACAAUAGUCUGUUGACUUUCUUUUCGCAGAUCGUGAGAAAAAGUGCAUUAUUUUGUAAAUAAUGCUGCGUUAUCGAAGAACUCAUAGCGGUAAGGUGUAGUGAUCGAGUACUCAUGUAGUUUUUGACAGUGCUAACCCAAGGUAGUAAUUGGAAGUGCGAAAAAGUGCCUUCGUUGAACUUAUACUAGAACUAUGUUUAUAAUAUCUUUCAGACUUGUAUCAUCAAAUAGUAGUAGUGUAUUUUAGUUAGAUUUUUUUUACAUCACCUAUAAUGAUAUAAUGGCUUCAUCUACAGAUAUAGAAGAAUUUUUGGCCUCACCUCUGGUAGCCUGGCUAAAAUCAUGUGUGGAGGAUAUAGACAACAAACUGGAUAGUUACGAAAAUUUCUUCGACGGCUUCCCAUUUCGCGAAGUACUUUUGAAAAUUGAUCCAGACCCAGUCGAUCCUGUUCCCAGCUUAUCCAGUUUCUUAGGAGAUGUCAGUUUGGUCAGUGCCAGGAUACAAAUUUUCCAUACAAUUAUCAGCAAUAUCCAAACGAUUUACAUGGCCGAGUUCAACCAGGUCGUGACCAGAGUUCCGGACAUCAUGAUCCUCGCGCAGGAACCCUCCACCAGAAACGCGCUAGAGCAGCUGAAACUCAUCAUACACCUGUUGCUUGGCUGCGCCGUCCAGGGACCCACACAGGAAUACUUCGUGUCCAGGAUAACGAUCCUGCCGAACUCUAAACAGGAGGAGAUCGCCGCCCUCAUAACAGCGGUUUGCGCGGGUCAGACCAUCGUCAUCAACAACGACGGUUUACUCCAGAAUGCGGAAUUGGUCUUCAAAUCCGUGUUCGCGUUGGCGGAGGACAGGAACAAUUACCAGAAGUAUUACGUCGAAGACUGCAGGAGGAAACUGGCCGCGCAGAGUUGCGUCGUUUACGAAAACGAGAAGGAAAGGCAACUGUCCAGAGACGCCACCCAUCUGGCCGUGGAGAUCGUGGACUACAAGUCGCAGAUCAGAAAACUGAAGCAGACGAUAGACGAGAGGAACGACAACAUCAUCGAACUGACGGAGGAACUGGAGAAGAUCAAGGCUAUAAACGAGAAACUGCACCGUGAGAACGGAAAACUGGUGGCCGAGAGGAUCAAGAUUCGCAGGUCCGAGGACGAAUGGGAGGCCUUGAGGGACAAGGCCGAACAGGCGGAAUACUUGGAGAAGGAGGCGAUCGUCCUUCGAAGGAAUCUGAUCGACGCCAAAUCCAACAAGAACAGGCUGGAGGAAUUGUUGGCCGACAACAAGGUCCUCGAACGCAACCAAGAGGUUUUGGAGGCCCAGCUCGCUGAGUCCAGGAAGAAGGGAAAGAGGAUCUUCGAGGUGGAGGGACAGUUGCUCAACGCUCAGAAAUGCAUCAACGACCUAGAACUUGAACUAGAGGCGUCUAGAUCGAAGAUCGAAGACUUGGAGAAGCACAUCGUCGAGUUGCAGCAGAUCAGCGUCAACGCGGAACAGGAACGCGUCCGCGAAGAAGAAUCCGAAUUUGAGCUAUCGGGGUCGUUCUCCACCGAGAACAGCUACUGCUUCCAGUCCGGCCACACCAGCAUUCAGGAAGAACUGAAUAACAACGCCCAAGCGAAGAUCUUGCAGCUGCAGCUCGAGAAGAGGCAGCUGGAAAUGGCCAUCGACGAGAUCGAGCAGAAGACCUUCUACGAGACGGCCCACAAGGUGCUGGAACUGGAGAAGGAGAAGAAGAAACUGUCCCUGCAGUGCGAGAGCCUUCAGAGCGAGGUGGAUCGCCUCAACCAGGGCAACAUCGGCGUGGAGAAACUGUUCAAGGACACCAUCGAGGAGAACGUAUCUCUCCAGCAGAAAUUGGAAGCGAUGAAGACCCUGACGGAAAGACAGGCGCAGGACUUGAUGUUGGAGAAAGAGAGACAGACCGACUUACAGAAAACCAUAGAUUUCUUCAAGAAGGAGAAGGAGAACGUGCUGCUCCUGUGCGAUGCCAUAAAGAACAGAGCGGACAAGGCCGACAAAUCCAACAUCGAACUGACGGAAACUGUUGAGAAGCUCAGGAAGGACGUAGAGAAAGGAAAAGAAAUGGAACGAACGAACGAGAAGUUGAACGACAAGGUGGAGUCGCUCGAGAAAGAGAUAGCCAGUCUGCAGAAGGAGCUGGCCAAGUCCAAGGAACUGUUAGAGGUCAAGAGCGUCGAUCUGGAUCAGACAACGAACGAGAUCUCCAAACUGGAGCGACAACUCGAGACCUUCGCCGAGGAAAAAUCCGAAAUGUUGGAACAACUGGAGAAAUUACAGGUGUGCGAGAGGAAGGCGCAAGAGCUGCUGUCCCAGGCGGCCGUGCACUCCGAGACCAUAACCGCCCUGCAGAAGGACCUGGUCAGCGAGAAGGUCAACAACGAGAGGUUCAAAUCCAACGUGGAAAAGUUGGGUCUCAGUCUGGACGUCCUGGAGAACGACGUCAACGUGGUCCUCGAGAAGAUGCUGGACAACCUGGAGGUGUCCAAAGUUCUCACCGCCAUCUACAAGACGAGGGACAACGGCGUGGUGGACGUCGACAAGCUGGAGGAGAUGGCCAGUUCGCUGACGGAGGAGUGGAGGCAGGAGGUCGAGAAGCUGCAGGCCGAGAUCGCCGGUUUGCAGGCUUCGAACGAAUCGUUGAAGACCGAGAACGCCAGCCUCCAGGUCGACGUUUCCACGUUGAAAUCGCAGUUGCAGAGUCUGCAGGUCCAACAGACUGCUUUGCAGCUCGCCAACAGUCAGCUCGUCGCGGAGAAAGAAGACCUGUCGCGACAGAACCAGAUGCAGCAGACCCAGCAGAAAACCCUGUCGCACGACCAGGACGUCCUCAGUAACAUCCACGCCGAACUGACGGCCGAGUACGAGAAGUUGCUCGCGGAAAAGGAGAACCUGAAGAGGAACAACAGGGAUCUGAAGUCGGACGUGAGGACGUACGUGGAAAAGUUGGAGAACCUGGAGAACAGACUCAAAUCGGCCGAACAGGAGUCGGAGAAGGCCAACGAGGCCGCCAAGCAUCUGUCUUACCUGAGGGUGGAACAUUCGAAGCUCAAGAGCGAUUUCCGCAACUUGUUGGCGACCAGCGAACGGUUAUCGACGGAAUGUAAAUCUUCCCGGGAAGAACUACAGACUUUACGGGCCGAAUUCAGGGAUUUGAAGAGCGCGAAUGUUGAGAUGAAGAACGAACUAAGUAAUAAGAUCGACAUUAUAACGACAUUCCAGAUGGAAAACGCGGUGUUGCAGCAAAAAUGCGAGAUGCUGCAAGAAAACCUGAACAAACUGGACCUCACCAGGAUAUCUCUGCUCGACAGUUUUUCCGAGUUGUGCAAACAGAGUUUGGUGUGCAUGGCCGAUUCGAUGGACCGGCAGAAUCAUUCGCAGAUGGAAGCCAAACGUCACUGGGAACAGUACAAUAACAUCCUCAGGCAAAAGGAUAAGUUGGAAGAGAAGAUCUUUGAUUUCUACAAGAAGUUGGAUAACGUCAAUACGAAGAAGGGAGGAUUUGCUUCGCUUGUUAGAAGGGUCCGAAAAGCUGGAUCUGGAAUAAUGAGUCGAAGUAGAAGUACCAGACGAUCGUCGGAGGAGGAGACCGCGCCCGCCACCCCUUCGCGAACCAUCCAGGCCGAACCCCAGGUGGCCGGUCCCAGUUGCAGCGGCUCCGCCGAGUCCAACAACAGCUCCAACGGCAACGAGUCGGACGACAACAUCAGUAACGAGGAUCCGAUCGCUACGGACCGUCUCAGACGCACCCCCAGCGGAGGGCCUAACGGUCACAGGCCGAGGGACGAGGUGGCCCUGAGGCGGUCGCAGAGGCAUCAGUCGUCGCGGAGGAACAGCGUGGCAAGUGAAGAACUACUUUUAAGGGACACCCCCAGCCUUGGUUCCAUAGGGUCGCGUAGAACUGUGUAUAUAUCGGAGGAUGAACCGGUGCCUUCCCCGACUCCGAUCCAACAGACCCCCUUAAGAGACAGCAAUCCCCCCCUUUUAGUUUAUAAUAGGAUAUCAACUGUGAUAGGUGGCGAUACCCUCUGUACGCUGGGUAACCAAACGAAUUUACCGGAAAUCCCUAGAGAAAACUUGGACGGUAAGAAGCCGACGAAUCCAAAGGAAACCGCUGUGUGGUACGAGUAUGGUUGUGUCUAGUUUAAGUAUUAACGAUCGCGUAAAACGGUGAAAUUCACUCGAUAUCGUAAUUUUAAUUAACGUUGAAUCAGUAUUAAGACAUGUGUCAUUCGCUCUCUCGCAAUUCGCAGGUCGCUCGAACGCUUAACUCUUUAAUAAUUUCAAUCACCUUUUUUUUAUUUCUAUCAGGCCUGUGGUUUUAUGUGAAUUUCAUUGUUUCACAUCACACACUUGAGUGUUCCUUAAUGUAUAUAUUUUUAGUUUUGCUAUUCGUUUUUACCUAAACAGCGCAACACGUACUAAACGCACUCUGUUUACUUCAAAGAAUUGUUCGAACUAUACUAUUGACUGAGAUCGGUAAUACGAUCAUUCCUAUUCAAAGAGCUUUACAUUUUACUCUGAGUAUAUUGUUGUGAAAGUUAACCAUUUGAUUUUAUGAGCAGAAUCAAAAUUUAUAAGUUAUUCGCUUCGAAAAAGUGUAUAUACAUGUUAUAUAUCCGAAUGGCUAUUUCAAGCCCACAUUUUUAUACUCUCAUGUUGACAAUUCUUCCAUGUACUUAUAGGUUACCACUUUUGUUAAUAUAUUGGAUAAGAUUUUUAAUGUCUUCAGCUAAAAUUGUGAUUACAAGUUUAUUGUUAUUAAUAAACUGAAAUAAACGAAUAUACUAGAAA
Molecule: messenger RNA, 5021 nt
Organism: Coccinella septempunctata (seven-spotted ladybird)
Lineage: Eukaryota; Metazoa; Arthropoda; Insecta; Coleoptera; Coccinellidae
Product: girdin
Exons: 14
Coding region: 492-4370 (1292 amino acids)
Biological process (GO): cytoskeleton-dependent intracellular transport; cytoplasmic microtubule organization
Cellular component (GO): cytoplasm; centrosome
Molecular function (GO): dynein light intermediate chain binding; microtubule binding
Source: RefSeq, a predicted model, not a curated record